UUUGGGUGCUUCAAAUAAUGCCACGUAUAUUCCUUCUAAAGCGAUAUCCUCUUUUGAGGAAAAUUGAUUGGUUCGAACAAAUUUUAAUAACAGAAGUUCAAAGUGAAAGACGCAGUUCUUUAGAUUCUUUAGGAGAGGCAUCAAACACCUCUUGUACUUGUUCAGAAUACGAAGAUGAUCGUGUAUUUUCAACUGGAGCUCCUCCUCCAUUGAUUCCAGAUAACAAGAUUAAACAUGCGCAAAUUUUGUCAAAAAGAUUCGAAUACAAUGAACCAUUUUAUAGCUGCGCAGAAUGCGGCAAAAAAUUUUAUCGUUGGACAAGUUUAACGACCCACAUGUUAAUUCACACUGAUGAAAAACCAUUCCAGUGUACUUAUUGUGGAAAAAAAUUUCUUCGUAAAUCUGACCUCAAAAAACAUGAAAUGAUGCAUACUGGAGUAAAACCUCAUCAAUGUACCAUUUGUGGGAAACAUUUCAGUCAGUCUUCAAACAUGCUGACUCAUAUGCGACGGCAUACUGGAGUUAAACCGUUUUCUUGUCAAAAAUGUCGAAGAGCAUUUUAUAGAAAAGUUGACUUACGAAGACAUGUCUCAAGACACAUAGAAGAUUAAUACAAUAUGCUUGAUUAUUGUUUUCUUCAGAGUUUAUAAUAAUAAUUAAUAAUUAAUCUUAUAAGUUUAAUAUAGCUAUAAUUAGAAAUGUAUUUUUAUAAUCAUAGUUUUAUAUUUAAAAGUUUUUAAACAAGUGUAAAUCUAAAAACAAGUU
Messenger RNA from Hydra vulgaris (swiftwater hydra), 765 nucleotides. Its product is annotated as zinc finger protein GFI1 homolog pag-3. The record is from RefSeq and is a predicted model, not a curated record. Gene Ontology annotation, molecular function: RNA polymerase II cis-regulatory region sequence-specific DNA binding; DNA-binding transcription factor activity, RNA polymerase II-specific. Gene Ontology annotation, biological process: regulation of transcription by RNA polymerase II. NCBI's taxonomy places the organism in Eukaryota, Metazoa, Cnidaria, Hydrozoa, Anthoathecata, Hydridae.